UAUUUUCAUACGAAUUUAUAAUUCCAACCUAAAAAUUCAAAGACGUAUAAAAUAAAAUCAUUCAACUUCAAGAAAUUAAUAAAAACUGUUUGUUUAUUCAUUCCAUGUUUUUUUAUUACCAAUUUUAAAAAAUUAUAAUCAACAAUGAGUAAUAUUUACAUCCUAGAACCUCCGUCUACUGGCAAAGUACUUUUGAAAACUAGUGUCGGCGAUGUCGACAUCGAACUAUGGACCAAAGAGGCACCGAAAGCCUGCAGGAAUUUCAUCCAACUUUGCAUGGAAGGAUAUUACAAUGGAACGAUUUUCCACCGACUUGUCAAGGGUUUUAUUGUCCAAGGAGGCGACCCCACUGGUACAGGUGAAGGCGGCGAAAGUAUUUACGGUCAUCCAUUCAAAGAUGAGUUUCAUACCCGGCUACGGUUCUGUCGCCGCGGUUUGGUCGCGAUGGCAAACGCUGGCAAAGACGACAAUGGCUCACAAUUUUUUAUUACACUUGGAGCGACACCGGAGUUACAAAAUAAACACACGAUAUUUGGUAAAGUCACUGGGGAAACGAUCUAUAAUAUUUUGAAAUUAGAAGAAGCUGAAGUCGAUCACGAUGACAGGCCAACGUAUCCACAAAAAAUAAUAAAAAGUGAAGUUUUAUUGAAUCCAUUCAAAGAUAUUGUACCCCGAGUAUUAAAUACUGUUGAAGAUAAACCAGCCAAAGAAUCAAAACCCAAAGUAUCUGGUGUCAAGAAUUUUAAAUUACUAUCUUUCGGCGAAGAAGCUGAAGAAGAUGAAGAAGAGUUCACUGUUUUAAAUAAACAAUUCGGUGGAAAAAGUAAAUCCGCUCAUGACCAUUUGGAUGAUCCGAAGUUGAGUUCUUCUGUUACCGUCGAACCAGCGGGACCGCCGAGUAAAAAGAGGAAAGAAGAUCGCAGCAGCGAUUGGGAGAGUAGUGACGAUGAAGCUAACGAAGAAGAUCGUUCUAAAGCUCAAGAAAAAGCCCAAGAAAUGAAAAAGAGGAUCAUUGAGAAGUUGAAGGAAAAAAAAGAAGAGAAAAAAUUGAGUGACAAAAAGAAAAAGGAAGUGAGUUAUGAAGAAGCUGAUAAAGAAUCCAGCGAGGAAGAAUAUUAUCUAGGGAAGGAACGUUUUGAUGAACGUAAAAAGCAGGCAGAUGCGAUUAAAAAAGAAAUACGAGACUUGAAACGCGGCGUGCAGCGCGAAAAAAAAGAUAAAGAGACUAAAGAGCAAGAAAAGUUGGCCGAGGAAGAAAAGAAAGCGAACAAAGGAAAACUAAUUGAAGAAUUUGUCGAGAUUCCGAAGUACAAAGAGGCGUCGAAGAAAAUUUCAUUGACUGGAGCGUCGCGGGACAGUUUUACCGUCCAGAUGUUGAACAAAUUCCGUAGUAAGUUACACACCGUCAAGGAAUCGACCUCCGAUGGCAGCACUAGUGACAGCAAAACGACCAAACCCAGAGUCGACGAUGAUGACGAUGAUGAUGAUGAGUCAUGGAUGACCCAGACCCUGGUCUGCGAGGACAAGAAUCCGACUCUAGCCAAAGACGCCAACACCAAAAACGACGACUGGUUCGAAAUUUACGACCCGCGGAACCCGCUGAAUAAACGCAGAAGAGGUGAAAAUUCUGAUGGGAAAAAGGGCCAAGGGCGCCAUCACUAUCGAAUAUAAUUAUUAUAUUUUUAUAUUUAAUUACCGCUUGUAUAUUUGUGAAUAUAUGUAAUAAAUUUUUUCUGCUAGUAUUUAAAAUUAUAUAUUUUGUAUUUUUCAC
Molecule: messenger RNA, 1771 nt
Organism: Microplitis mediator
Lineage: Eukaryota; Metazoa; Arthropoda; Insecta; Hymenoptera; Braconidae
Product: spliceosome-associated protein CWC27 homolog
Exons: 7
Coding region: 145-1671 (508 amino acids)
Biological process (GO): protein folding; protein peptidyl-prolyl isomerization
Cellular component (GO): catalytic step 2 spliceosome
Molecular function (GO): peptidyl-prolyl cis-trans isomerase activity
Source: RefSeq, a predicted model, not a curated record